This is a messenger RNA of Strongylus vulgaris, 987 nucleotides long. Lineage: Eukaryota; Metazoa; Nematoda; Chromadorea; Rhabditida; Strongylidae. The record is from the annotation of a GenBank genome assembly.
AGGUUACGAGGAAGCUUACAGCAUCAGCAGGAACGUUCGGAGGCUUCAGUCGAAAAUAAAGUGAAGGGUGAGUGGUUGAGCGGUCUUAAACAUCUGCUUAUGAACGCUCAAGUGGAACAACAAAGGCUUGCCAAACAGCUCUCGCAGCCACCAUCAACGUACCUCUCAACGUCGUCCAAAACUGUUCGGGGUCCGCCGUCAUUGCCAGGCUCACGACUUGUUGGACGAACACCUGAUGCCCAGUAUGCUACGAUAAAGAAUGAAGCCGAGGAAGUUGUUUCUUCUACAACCACGUCCAUUGAUACUUCUCACUCUGGAUUGCGCCCAUUGGCACCGCGUCCAUCAUCCUCACAAACCACUCGAGAUUUGGCCAAGGUUGUUGGACAGAAUCUCGUUUUCUUUGUAGUGACCGUGUAUGUUAAUUAUUCAUGUCGCCUUGGUCCUUUUCUGGAUCCCACUAUGGUAGCGGGAAUUAGACGCCAGUUUGGGCCUUUUGCAACUCACCACGCCCUUCGAGAAGCUGUGCAGCAGCUGCUGAAUUGCUCUAAAGAUGAUGCUGUCGUUCUGAAUCUUGUACAACCAGCUGCUGUAACUCAGAUACUCUCUGUCACUGCUCAUUGUGGAGGGACUCCUCGAUCUCGUUUUAUUCCUUGUGUGAAAAGCUCCGCUGAUGCAUGGACCUACAUAAAGCAACUGUUGAAAAAAAUGAAAGUGUGCGAAAAUUUCUAUUCGAGCUCGCCAGAUCCCUGCACCAGCUGCUCUCCCGGAAAUGAUAUGAGCGUAGAACAAGUUUUGCGUUUCCAGCAAAUUGAUGGACGUUCGUUGGGAUUGUUAACAACAGAGCUACUAAUGAGCCAUAUGGGUCUAGCACUGGGACCGGCUCUGAAAGUAAUCGAUUUUGUAAGCUCGAUCAAAAAAGCUCAGGAGUAUCAGCGAACAGCCAGCGAUCAGAAGUGCACAAGAGGUGAUCCGCCUGUGCAUGCUUAA